UUAGCUAAAUCAGUGAAGAAACGUUCAUGCUGUGUUAAAUUUAGCUAAUUCGUCUUCAUUAGAUUCUCUUGUCUUAUACACAGUAUAUUUGGGAUAUAAAGUAAAUAUGGCAGAGGCCAUUCAGAAGAAACUGGAGCUGGAGUUGGAGAAAUAUAAACAAAUCCAGAAAGAUGUCAGUAAGAGUAUGUCAGCCAGACAGAAGUUGGAGGCGCAGCUGACGGAGAAUAACAUAGUAAAAGAGGAGUUGGAUCUGUUGAACAGCACGAACACAGUUUAUAAACUAAUUGGUCCUGUUCUAGUAAAACAAGACUUAGAUGAGGCAAAAUCCACUGUCACAAAGAGGCUUGAGUAUAUUCAUGGAGAAAUUCAAAGGUAUGAAACACUUCUGAAAGACAUGGAAAAGAAAUCAGAACAGCAUCGGGAAGUCUUAUCUAGUCUACAGCAAGAGUACCAGAAAGCUCAGGGCCGGGCUUUUGGCAAAGUCUGACCAAAUAUAAUGGAGAUUGCAACAAUGCUGUAUGCACGCUAACAGACACUUGGAGAAAAUUCCACUAAAAAUUAGUUGAUAUCAUUUCUUCAACAAUACAAUACCAACAAUUAAAAAAAGGCUGAAUUGAAAUGUUUGUAUCAUGCUAUGUAUAUGCAGCAGUGCAUAGUGUUAUUGUUUCCUGUAAUUAAUAAAACUUUUUUUUUCCA
Molecule: messenger RNA, 696 nt
Organism: Lampris incognitus (smalleye Pacific opah)
Lineage: Eukaryota; Metazoa; Chordata; Actinopteri; Lampriformes; Lampridae
Gene: pfdn6
Product: prefoldin subunit 6
Exons: 4
Coding region: 107-487 (126 amino acids)
Biological process (GO): protein folding; chaperone-mediated protein complex assembly
Cellular component (GO): cytoplasm; prefoldin complex
Molecular function (GO): protein-folding chaperone binding
Source: RefSeq, a predicted model, not a curated record